Molecule: messenger RNA, 1323 nt
Organism: Juglans microcarpa x Juglans regia
Lineage: Eukaryota; Viridiplantae; Streptophyta; Magnoliopsida; Fagales; Juglandaceae
Product: phosphatidylcholine:diacylglycerol cholinephosphotransferase 1-like
Molecular function (GO): diacylglycerol cholinephosphotransferase activity
Source: RefSeq, a predicted model, not a curated record
AUAAUUCAAUCUUUGGAAACUCCGCUCCAUCUUCCUUCUCUUCGCCAUUUAUAUCGUCCCCACACACCCCUCUCCCCCAAAAUAUGAUUCUUCGUUUCCGUCAUUUUUCACGACCAUGACGCGCACAGCGGUAAUGCCUCUAAAUGCCCCAUCAUGCACGCUCAACAACAGGCGCAGAACUAACGGCAAGCUCGACGAUCAUACUCAGAGCCAGAGAGACAUGGAGAAGAAGGAAAAAAGAGCGUCGUUCAUGGCGUGGACGGCGGAUGAUGUCUUGCGCGUGGCGAAGUUCCAUUGGGUGCCUUGUUUGUUCGGGUUGGGGCUGCUGUUCUUCAUGGGCGUGGAGUACACCCUGCGGAUGGUCCCGCCGUCCUCGGCUCCCUUUGAUAUUGGGUUCGUGGUCACAAGCCCACUCCAUCGCCUGCUCGCCGCGCGGCCUGACCUCAACACCUUGCUCGCCGCUCUUAACACGGUGUUCGUGGGGAUGCAAACAACGUAUAUACUAUGGACGUGGCUAAUAGAGGGCCGCCCAAGGGCGACAAUCUCGGCGCUCUUCAUGUUCACUUGCCGGGGAAUUCUAGGUUACUCCACGCAGCUUCCAUUGCCUCAGGGUUUUUUGGGGUCGGGGGUGGACUUUCCGGUGGGAAACGUGUCGUUCUUCCUAUUCUUCGGGCAUGUGGCGGGUUCAGUGAUUGCGUCGCUAGACAUGCGGCGAGUGCAGAGGUGGGAGUUGGCAUGGACAUUUGACGUGCUUAAUGUUCUUCAAGCCGUGAGGUUGCUGGGCACUCGGGGUCACUAUACCAUUGAUUUGGCCGUCGGGGUCGGCGCCGGAAUUCUCUUUGAUUCCCUUGCUGGAAAGUACGAAGAGAGCAAAAGAAAAUCAGCAAUUCCUGCCAUACUCCUAUGACCGACAAAUUAAAGGCUCGCUUAAUUUACGUGAUGUGAUUAACUAUAUGGAAAACUAUUUGGCGGUGGAUUAAAAAGAAAAUACUGUGAAAGCGCUGUUGGAAUCUCAAAAAGGCAAUGAGAAAUGCUUUGCGUGCGCGCAACCCAAGUACUUGAUGGAAGGCAUGUCAAGCAUGUAUGAGACGCGUUAAAAAUUCAGUCCCAUCCAAAUGUGAUUCAAGGAAUGUAUACAUUUUUAACUUGAAACGCUAUCUUCUACCCCUAUCCUAAUUUCAUCGAGUGUUGUGUUGAAAGUACAUCAAGCCUGUCGUGGCAGAUCAAAUGGUUGGAAGUAGGGACCGUAAGAUGAUUGUAGUUCAACCACCUGUAUUAAUUUUAAUAGUCAGAUUUCAAAUUUAUCUCAACUCUUCUUAUUUA